CCAUUCACCUUCACCAUGAAGGGAAUCGUCCUACUUCUUGUAGUGGCCAUUGUGGCUGCUGAGAAAUUCCCAGCCCGGAACCAGAAAUCCCAGACAAAAACCCAGAAUCCUGAAACGGGAACCGAGAAUGUUGACAUCAAACCAGAACUUCCUGCCGGACAAAUAUUGAUAUACAAUUACACCACCGUGCUUCAAACUGGAGUUCAAAACAAAGAUUAUGGAAAGAGUCUUCUAAGGAUGGAAACUGAAGCAAUAAUCACAACAAGUCAAACAGAGCAUGUGCUUCAAUUAAGGAAUAUGAGAGUACGAGAUGCUGUUGGAUUCCACCCGAGAAGUACCUUGUCAGAACCACGAAGGGAAUAUAAACAGAUGCUUGAAUGCCAGAAGUAUAGAGUCCAUUUCACCUACACUGGAAGAUAUGGCUCCAUCCGUAUGCCAAAGAAUGCAGAUCCAUUUUGCAGGAAUAUUUUGAGAGGCUUCUUGAACCUGCUCAUUCUCACACCACGGUACCAGAAAGAGUAUGAAGUACUGGAGGAUGGGCUUGAAGGCGAGUGCAACACCCGGUACGUUCUCUACGAGGAGAAAAAGAACAACAUCUACCUGUUUAACAGAGUCAGGGACCUGAACAACUGCAAGCAAAAAGUUAUGCUGAAUGUUGGAAUCCCCUUCUUCCAUCUCUUCCAGCAACCCAACUGCUUCCAAAGAGAAAGAUUUGUUCAAGGCACAUCUGCCUUUGUCACCAAAGUGAAGCGUGACAACAAAGGUGAUCUGAUCAUUCAAGUCAAGUCUGAACAAGUAUUAGAGUUCCCUAUAGGUGGAGAGGAUGCUACUGGAUAUAUGAAAGCUCACCAAUUGUUGAACUUGAGAGAAGUGAGACCUGACCAAGGUCAGCAGCAGCAGCAGCAGCAGCAGCAACAACAACAACAACAACAACAACAACAAGGAGAGCUUGAACUAACCAACAUUCGUUAUGACAUUCCCAAAAGUCUGCUUUUGCCCGUGAUGGAGAAUUACAACAGAGAUCCUGUACAACAGGCUGAGCAACUCUUGCAAGACUCAGUGCACUGGCAAAUGCGGGAUAAAAUGUUUUCCACCAAGGCUAUAUUAUUGCUCCGACUUGUACAACGCAUGUCAUACAACGAUCUGACAACUCUCUACAAUAAGGUUUCAAGAAUCCCUGUUGCUAGAAAAAACCUAUUGAUUUCAUGUGUGCACGCGGGUAAUUUGAUCACAGUGAAGUUCAUCAAGGACAAGGCAGUCAGUGGAGAAUUGGCUUAUUCUGACCUGAUUUGGCUUUUGCCCACAACCUUCCAUUUUGCUAACCCAGAUAUUACAAAAGUGGAGGAAACUGCUAAAGUGACAGCAGAAUUACUUUCCAAAAUCACUGACAAAACAUCUUUCCUUGGAAAAGCAACCUACCUGGCAUACGGGACUAUGGUGAACAGGCAAUGUUCCACUUCUCGAACUUGUCAUCCUAAAUUGCUUGAGCCUCUCCACAACAUCCUAACUGAGGCAGUUCGGGAUAAAGAAGAAAACAAAAUGGUAUUAGGCAUGAAAGCUAUUGGCAAUGCCGGUCAGAUCAGCAGCCAGAAACAUAUAAAAGUCCUGUGUGAGACUGCUAAAUAUCCUGAAUACAUCCAGGUCAUUGCAAUUCAGACCCUAGCGCAAAUCGGCAAGCAAGAUCCUACAAAGGUUCAAGGUUUUCUCCUUCAGAUCUUUAUGGAUGUUUCACGUUGUGAGGCCGUUCGAAUAAUGGCUUGCAUUGCCCUCCUAGACAGUGUCCCUCCUCAACCUGUAGUAAUAGCCAUGGCCAAUGCAAUGCUGUAUGAGGAGAAUCUCCAUAUUGCCAGUUUUGUGUACUCUCACAUGAAGGCUAUAACAAAGAUCAGGGACUUUGCCUACUACAACCUGGCUUCUUAUUGCUCUAUGGCCCUGAGAAUUCUGAGCCCUAGGUUUGAUGGACUGAGCUCCCCUUUCAACAAGGCUCUGUUUUUCACCUUUUUCAACACUUUUCUAAACAAUGGGUUUACUAUGAAAUUCUUCAUGUCUGGUGACAAUAGAUAUCCUUCAAAUAUCCUCUUGAAAACAUAUUUAACGAUUUCCCAUAACACCAUUGAACCGCUAGAGAUUGCACUGCAAGUUGAAGGUCUAGAUAAAUUGUUUGAGGAAUCAGUUAGCCAGUCUGACCAAUCCGCUACCAAACAGAAGAUCAAAGAAACCCAGGACAAGCUUCCAGGAUACCAAGAAUUAACUGUCAGAGAGCCCUUCAUUGGUACAUCAGUCAAAUUUCUAGGAAACGAUAUUAUAUAUUUAACCUCUGAAGAAAUGAAACCACAAUGGAAGGUGGAAGGGUUAAGACCAGCUAUGAUCAAAGUGUGGAUGACAUGUUUGGAAAUCUUUUUGAAAAUGGUCAACACUCAAUUCAGCCAAUACCACGUUGUAGAUAUGGGACAAGUUUUACCUACAGCUCCUGGUCUCCCAUUCCAAAUAACAGCUAAUAUUGUUGGGGGAGUAGAUGUAACUUGGAAAGCAAAAUCAGAAAUAUUUCAGAACGAUGUCAGAGCAGCCAAAAUACAAGCACAACUCGACAGCCAUGUUCGCAUCCACGGUCAGGUAUCGAUGAGCUGGGAAGUUAAGGCAGACUCUUUUGCUAAUGGAAUAGAAAUUUCUGGUGACAUCCAUUCAGAUACUGCACUCAAAAUGAAUCUUUUGCUGGACAUGCCACAAAACAGAUUUAAAGUAGAAAUUGAUAAUCUUCAGGAGCAGCCUAAUACACUGAUUUCAAGUCAUAGAGCACAGGCUGUAGUAAGGUGCGGAAGUUUUAUGGAAACAGCUGCAAUUCUUCCCAUACCAGUUGAAAUUGAAGAGUGGGAUGAAGAACCUGGCAAAGGCAACGUCAAAGUAAAUCAACAAUCUCAAAGUAGCCAGAAACCUCAAGAGCGAUGGGACAGUUGCUGGCCUCUAGCUUGGGUCCCGAUAAACCUUUGUGCAAAAACCAUCAAGACAAAAGGAUAUACACCCUACCAGAAUUCAUUGUUACAUAUGUUGUGCAGUGAACAUGAAAUGAAGUUUUCGUAUCAACCAGCAGAUCCUGGUUUGACUAAGAUCCUAGUAGAUGUCAACCUAGACUCUGCAAAAAUUAGGAUGAGAAGAGAACUGGUACCUGAAAAUGAAGACCAAGAACAACUGAAAGGAGAACAACAGGAGGCUGAUAUCAAAGAUCAGAAGAGUCCAGGCCAGAAAGAUCAGAAGAGUCCAGAGCAGGGGCGUCCAAAGAAGCCUGGCCAGGAUACCAAGCUGUCAAAUCAGGACGCUGCCUCUCCUGUAGUGAAAAAUGAGAAAGACAAAAAUCAAGGUGGUAUCAGCAGCAGCAGCAGCAGCUCCACCUCCAGCAAGGACAGCAACAGCGAGGAUACCAGUGAAAGCAGCAGCAGCAGCAGCAGCAGCGAGAGCAAGGAGAGCAGCAGCAGCAGCCAGUCCCAACAGACUGGGAUAAAGAGUUCUUCCCAGAGCCAGUCUAGUAAGAGUUCUUCCAGCAGCAGUGAAAGCAGUGAAAGCAGCAGCAGCAGUGACAGCAGAGACAGCAGAGACAGCAGCAGUGACAGUAGCAGCAGCAGUGACAGUAGCAGCAGCAGCAGUGACAGUAGCAGCAGCAGCAGUGACAGUGACAGCAGCAGCAGCAGCAGUGACAGCAGCAGUAGCAGUAGCAGCAGUAGUGACAGCAGCAGCAGUGAGGACAGUACCGUCGAGAGCAAAAGCAGUGAGAGCAGCAGUGAGAGCAGCAGUGAGUGCGAUGACGUUGAGGAAAAGGGAAAACCAAAACAGUUUUAUGCAUAUUCUUUUCGAUCUCUGAAGAAAACGAAGUCACAAUCUGAUGACCCUUCUGAUUCUGACUCUCAGCUGGACUAUAAAAGAAAAGGAGACAUCAUUGAUGAAAAAAGCUUAAAAGACUCUGAGAUGAGGCCAUACGCUGUUGUUGAUUUCCGCUACGAAUAUCUUGGUAAGCAACCUCGUGGGCAUAAACUUGUAGUGCUCAAAAGUCCCUCUGCAGUUAAAGUGACAGUGAAAGACAUCGCUCGCCCAGCCAGUCCAGUGGUAUGCUUCACCUACAUGGAGCUCCAUCCUCAUAAAAUGGUGGCAAUUCUGAGAGCUGGUCAGGAUUGCAGAGACUACGAUGUUUCACUUGAAGUAGAGACUGGUGUGUUUGCUAAAAGGCCAGCUCUUCAGGCAAAAUUUAAGUACCCUAGGGCUCCUAAGCCAGUGAAUGAUAUUAUAGAAGAAGUUCUUGCAGUGCUCCCUGGAAUUGCCUACAUAGCAGACUUCUCUCACAAAGUCCAAAAGAAUCCUGCUAAAGAAAUUUCAAUCAUUAUGGCUCUAAAACGUCCAGACGAAUGUCUCAUGGUCAUGAAAUUGCCAGAAGAUCUCCUCUACAAUGAUAACUGCAAACUUCCAUAUUCAGUGCCAAUGGAUCCCAAAGCCAAAACUUCAAAAAUCGCUGAUAUUCCAAAAUUGCUUCUUGCUGUUCGGAAUGGUAUUUGUACGGUAGAAAGCAGAAGAAUUUUAAAUUUCAACAAUCAAGUCAUUACAAAAGGAUUGCCUGAUGAUUGUUUCAUAAAUGUACUGGGAGAUUGUACUUGUCACAAGAAGCUGCUUGUACUGAUGAAAUACGAAACAGCACACAAUAAUAGUCUUUUUAUUGAAAUCCAUACACAUGACAUUAUAUGUACCAUGAAGCAGCGUGAUGGUGAGCUCAUUCUAGAAGUAAAUGGCACUAGGUUACAGGAUGGAGUUAUCCCUCGUUCACUGAAACAUGUACCUCUUCAAUUCAAGGAAACAAAAAGUGAACUGGACUUUAGAAUGCCCUUAGUGGGAUUAGAAAAUGCGGUAUACACAGGAUAUAGUAUCAAGUUUGAAGUUAAUCCCUUGAUAGAAAAUUCAUGUGGUAUCUGUGGAUGGUAUGGUUCAGAAGCAAAAGCAUUCCGGAGACCAAGUGGCCACAUAGCUAGAGAUGAAGUGAGCUUUGUGCAGUCCUGGGUGGUCCCUGAUAAAUGUGGUGGAGACUGUAAACUGCGACACACAACAGUGAGACAUGAGAAUCCAAUCCUAAUGGAACAGUGUGCUACCAAUCUUCCUGUCACACGCUGUGCUGAAGGCUGCUCAGCCACCAGUACUACCCAAACCUUAGCUAGCUUCCAUUGUGUGCCAACUGGAUCAACCUUGCCUUCUGACCUGACUGUGCUGGCUGAAAAGUCUGACGAUAUGAUAGACCUAGUUGAAUCUCACACAUCAUGUUCUUGUGAACAGGAACAAUGUGCUGCAUGAGCCUUCAACUGAGCAGACUCAGUGCAUAUUCUCUUGUUUGCUGUGUGGGCUGAUAUGUCAAUUCUAGGCUACUACACAGUUGUUAAUUAAAUUAUUUUAAGACCCCUACUGUACCCUCUUAAAGAAUCCAAUUCUUCCUAAAGUAACUCUAAGCCUUAUUCCAAUAUAACAAAGUCAACUCUAAAUGUAAUGGAUAAUUUUCUAAUAAACACUUGCAUUCCAAAAGAAAAAAAA
Pseudonaja textilis is the source of this 5556-nucleotide messenger RNA. The record is from RefSeq and is a predicted model, not a curated record. NCBI's taxonomy places the organism in Eukaryota, Metazoa, Chordata, Lepidosauria, Squamata, Elapidae.